AUGGCCAUCCUACACUCGUGCUGCCUGUGGCACAGCGUCCGCAAGGGCAGCUUUGCGAGUGUCAUCUACACACUGAUUUACUUCAGCAUAUCCUGCACAACGAUGUCACUGUUUUUGCACGAGGAACGGCGAUACCUGCGCGGUGAGGUGGAUAGACCGAUGGGCGAGAGCUUUCUGGAACGGGACACCAUUUCGGGAGUCACCGUCAAAUUCAACGUACUGCUGCUCAUCUGCGCCACCUUGGGAGUCCUUUCAUCGGUGCUCGUCCUAAUCGGAUUAAAAAUGAACAACCGAGGCCUGCUGCUGCCGUGGAUUGUGGUUAUGAUUGCGGACCUGCUGGUGGAGUGCGCCCACUUUUUCUAUCUCAUUGCCAUAGAAACGCUGAAGUUUGAACCGUUGACGGCGAUGCUUUUUACGAUAGAUUUCUUCAUAAUGUGUCUUAAUAUUUACUGCCUGCUGUGCGUGAUAUCGCAGUACCAGGAAUACAAGGCCGGCCGCGGGCAAGCCGAAGACGACUCGUACACUUGCCCCACCAGCAUCCAGUACAGUCCACCGGCAGCCACCUGCCUUCCACCCGCCAAAAGCACCCUCAGUCCCGUGAUCUGCCCCCACACCCACUGUACGCUCAUCCCGGAGGAAACGCAGAUCAACGGAACGUUCGUGGGAAGUGUAGCAUCACACCAGCUAAAGCUGGCGCCCACGGUGCGGCCGCAGCGGGGCUCGCUGCUGAAGAAGCACGUCAAGUUUUCGACCAGCGAUAAGCCGAAGGGUUGCUGCACCGGCAUCAUCCAUCCGGAGAACAUCAUCAAGGACGCCAGCAAACAGCCGAACGGCCACAUGAAGGUGCCGAUCGAAGCAUUGCCCGAGUACAGCGAGGAUAAACUCUCCUGGCACGAGCAGAAAUUUACCAGCGUCAAUCAACUGUACCCGAACGUGAAAGCCCGCGGUCCGGAUGAGCAUUAG
Messenger RNA from Anopheles coustani, 963 nucleotides. RefSeq lists its product as uncharacterized. The transcript is spliced from 9 exons. The record is from RefSeq and is a predicted model, not a curated record. The coding region runs from base 1 to 963 and encodes 320 amino acids. Lineage: Eukaryota; Metazoa; Arthropoda; Insecta; Diptera; Culicidae.